AUGUCACCAGAUGCAACUAUUUUCAAAACCUUAGAUAAAACCUGCAAAACCAAAGUGAAAGUUGGGAAUGGUCAGUUCAUAAAGGCUGAAGGAAAAGGGGAUGUGCUAAUUUGCACUCCUGCAGGUGGAAAAGUCAUUUCAAAUAUGCUCCUAGUAUCUGAAAUUGAUAGGAACCUUCUCAGUAUAGCUCAACUGCUCGAGAAAGGCUACUCAGUGGUGUUCAAAGGGAAAGAAUGCAAAAUUUCUGAUCCAAAUGGAUCAAGCUUCAUGACAGUCACCAUGACUGAUAAAUGCUUUGAAGUUGAUUGGCCAAAUGACUCACACUUAGCCUGUACUACCUCCAUUGAUGACUCCAAGCUUUGGCACCAAAGGCUUGGACAUGCAAACUUCAAAUCAAUGGCUCAAAUGGUCAAUGAAGGUUUGGCUGAAAAUUUCACCAACUCAGUGAAGAAUGAUGAAGUCUAUGAGAUUUAUUUCUUGAAACAAAAAUCAGAAGUGGCCCCUGUGUUUUUGAAGUUUAAAGUUGUUGCUAAAACUGAAACUGGCUGCAAGCUUAAGACACUAAGGUCGGAUAAUGGAACUGAGUACACCUCAGCUCAGUUUCAAGCAAAAUGUGAAGAUGCAGGCAUUAAACAUCAGCUGACAAAUGUCUAUACACCUCAACAAAAUGGGGUCAAUGAAAGAAAAAAUAGAAGUUUGAUGGAUAUGGCUAGGUGUCUUCUGUUUGAGAAGAAUUUGCCCAAAACCUUAUGGGCUGAGGUAGUAAACACUGCUGUUUAUCUUCAAAAUAGACUUCCAACUAAGGCCCUAGCUCAGAAAACUCUAUUUGAAGCUUGGUUUGGAUUCAAGCCAUCACUGGCUCAUCUCAGGACCUUUGGUUGCACAUGUUAUGCACAAGUUCCAGCUAUGAAAAGAGAUCAAGUUGAAAUUGAUCAAGACAGUUUUGAAAUGGAUGUUGAUGAUGAACCAGUCAGGGGCACUCAACCAUUGACUGAUAUUUAUGAAAGAGCUCAAGUAGUCAUAGUUGAACCAAGUUGUUUUGAAGAGGCUAAAGGUUAG
Messenger RNA from Gossypium raimondii (Peruvian cotton), 1059 nucleotides. RefSeq lists its product as uncharacterized. The transcript is spliced from 3 exons. The coding region runs from base 1 to 1059 and encodes 352 amino acids. Gene Ontology annotation, biological process: DNA integration. Lineage: Eukaryota; Viridiplantae; Streptophyta; Magnoliopsida; Malvales; Malvaceae. The record is from RefSeq and is a predicted model, not a curated record. Gene Ontology annotation, molecular function: nucleic acid binding.